AUGUUAUCAGUCAAGGAAGAGGUUCAAGUUGUUAAAGAUGAAGAGGGCGUCCCGGUGGGCGGGCAGCUCCACGAGCUGCAGCCUGUGUACGGCGGGACGCUGGGGGGCGACGCCCCGGGACAGCCCACCUUCCUGCAGGACAUGGGCGUGCUGGUGGACUCGACGGGGCAGGACCCGAACUACGCGCUGCUCCAGAAGGAGGUGACCGAGUCCAUGUACGUGCUGGCGUCGGACGAGCACUACGGCCGGUCUCCGCCCGCGGCCGGCUGCGACCAAGUGGACGCUCAUCAGUCGCUCGAGCAGAGCAUCGCCCUGCAGAUCGGCCAGCGAGCGGUCGACCAGGCGGCUCCUGCGGCGACGGAGAUGCAGUCCGUGUCGUCGGCCGGCGCGUAUGCGCUGCAGCCGGGCGCGGGCGACGAGGGCGCCUGGCAGUCGGCGACGGAGGUGGACAUGGGCGGGGUCACCUACAUCGUCCCGGACGGCUCCGGCGCCAAGGGGGCGGCCCCCCCCCGUCUCGCGCCUCUCGCCCGGCACGUGUCGCACAACUUGGAAGGCUUCCUUCAAGCACGCCUCCUGCUGGGGCCCGGGCUCCGGGGGAUCCGCCCCGCUCACCCCGGACGACGGCGACAGGUCCAGUGGCUGCUGGAGAACUACGAGACGGCCGAGGGGCAGUCGCUGCCCCGCUACGCCCUCUACACGCACUACCUGUACCACUGCCAGGAGAACGGCUUCGAGCCAGUCAACGCCGCCUCCUUCGGGAAGCUGAUCCGGGCGGUGUUCCUGGGCCUGCGGACACGACGCCUCGGCACCAGGGGCAACUCCAAGUACCACUACUACGGCAUCCGGGUGAAGCCGGGCUCCAAGCUGAACGGCAUCCCGCUGGCCAGCCCCGCCGGCGGCAAGCAGCGGGGGGCCCAGCGGCGGCCCGGCUCCAGCCCGGGGCCGUUCUGCCUGGGCGGGGGCACCUACACCCCGUGCCGCCCCGUCGCGCUGCCCCAGACCAGGAUCUUCGGGGACGCGUCCAAGGCCAUCCCCGAGUUCCCGCCCAUCGAGCUGCCGCCAGGCUACGACCUGCCCCGGGACGACAUUGAGAUAUUCCACUACGUCUACAAGGAGCAUCUCGAAGCGUUCCUGGACGCGCUGGUGAACCUGGAGCUGGGCACGGUCGAGUCCCUGCUGCACGAGUUCUGGCGCAGCAGCUGCGUCGGCGGCGACGAGACGGAGGAGGAGAAGUACUUCCCCAAGAGCAAGCUCUACGUGCUGUGCGACUGCCCCUACGUGCAGCAGCUGGUGGAGAGCGUGGACUUCCACUUCUACCAGAACCUGCUGUGGCUGCUGGUGCCGGACGUGCUUAAGCCCCUGUCCGGUACACACCGCCAGCGGCCGUGA
This is a messenger RNA of Bacillus rossius redtenbacheri, 1389 nucleotides long. Its product is annotated as transcription factor RFX3-like. Gene Ontology annotation, molecular function: DNA-binding transcription factor activity, RNA polymerase II-specific; RNA polymerase II cis-regulatory region sequence-specific DNA binding. The transcript is spliced from 9 exons. NCBI's taxonomy places the organism in Eukaryota, Metazoa, Arthropoda, Insecta, Phasmatodea, Bacillidae. Bases 1 to 1389 code for a protein of 462 amino acids. Gene Ontology annotation, biological process: regulation of transcription by RNA polymerase II. The record is from RefSeq and is a predicted model, not a curated record.